Molecule: messenger RNA, 9038 nt
Organism: Acanthoscelides obtectus
Lineage: Eukaryota; Metazoa; Arthropoda; Insecta; Coleoptera; Chrysomelidae
Source: the annotation of a GenBank genome assembly
UCUUUGACACAAAAUUACUGUUCCAGGUGCGUUCCUGAUUCCAUUCGCAGUGAUGCUGAUCCUGGAAGGCAUUCCGCUUUUUCUGAUCGAACUGGGAAUCGGUCAGAAGAUGCGCCUUGGCUCGUUGGGUGUGUGGAACACCAUCCACCCAUGGCUGGGAGGCAUCGGAAUUUCGUCCACCAUCGUCACUUUUUUCGUCGCGCUCUACUACAACGUUAUCAUCACGUGGUGCUUCUAUUACUUCUUCAACAGCUUUCAGAGUCCACUGCCUUAUGACAGCUGCCCAAUAAUAAACGGUACCGUGGAACCUGAAUGCCACAAAUCGUCAGCGACCGCUUACUUUUGGUACCGAGUCACUUUGGACGCAUCGUCCAGUAUUGAAGAACCAGGUUGGCCAAGGUGGUGGAUCGUACUUUGCUUGUUGCUCUCCUGGAUCAUCGUCUUCUUCAUUGUGAUGAAGGGCAUACAAAGCUCGGGAAAGGUUGUGUACUUCACUUCGAUGUUUCCAUACUUAGUAUUAACUAUAUUUUUUGUAAGAGGUAUUACCUUAGAAGGAGCUGGUGCUGGUCUAACACAUAUGUUGAAGCCAAAGGUGGACAAACUUCUGGAUCCAAAAGUAUGGUUGGACGCAGCAACGCAAGUCUUCUACUCCUUUGGUCUAGCUUUUGGAUCUCUGAUCGCUUUUGGAUCCUACAAUACUCCAAAGAACAAUUGCGUCCGCGAUGUCAUCUUAGUGUCAGUUUGCAAUGCUAUGACCGCUAUAUAUGCGAGUGUAGUAAUUUUCGCCAUAUUGGGCUUCAAGGCCGUUAGCAAUGUCAAGAGCUGUGAAAAAGAUAACGAAGAAUUACUUGCCCAAUCACAUGGGUUAGCAACAACGGUAGCAAUGGGAGAUCAUCUGAACAUCACUGGUUUGAGGGAUUGUUCUCUGGACAGAGAAUUAGAUGCAGCUGCCGAGGGAACAGGUCUAGCUUUCAUAGUCUUCACGCAAGCCAUCGUAGAGUUGCCAGGCGCACCAUUCUGGGCUAUCAUCUUUUUCAUGAUGCUUCUUUCACUGGGUAUCGGUUCUCAAAUCGGUAUCCUGGAAGGCAUGCUAUGUACGAUCUUUGACAUCGAGAUAUUCAAGAGGGUCAGCAAACAGUACAUCACAGCAACUGUGUGCAUAAUUUGCUUCUUCGUCGGCAUAAUCUUCACAACAGGCGCUGGCGAAUACUGGCUAAGCAUGUUCGACUCAUUCGCUGGAACCAUUGGACUGGUAGUGGUCGCCAUGAUGGAAAUGAUAUCGGUGGUCUACGUUUACGGACACGAGAAAUUCACCAAAGACAUCCAAGAUAUGACAGGAUACAAGCCAGGCAUCUACUGGCAGGUCACGUGGCGGUUUCUAGCUCCCAUCAUCAUGGCGGUCAUUUUGGUGUCCUCGGUGGUGUCUAUGGUUAUCAAGCAUCCGACGUAUCAAGCGUGGAGUAGAGAAGAGGGUGAUACCGUAGCUACCCCUUAUCCCACUUGGGUGCUUGGCAUAGCAAUCUCGAUGAUCCUGGCAGGCAUCCUUCCGAUCCCCAUAGUAUUCCUGCUGCGUCGCUACCAGAUCCUGAAGAUGGACAUCAACAUUCACGAAGGCUCCAUUAGAAGGAUCGACACUACUGUGUCCACGAAGGAAAUGAUCACAGACGUUGAUGAACAAUUAACAAGUCCGGACGGUCCUUGUCUAACAGCUACAAACACGCUCAAAAACAAAUUCACUAUAGGAGAUUUCGAAGUGUAAAAUCUGGACGACGAGGACGACCUAGGCCCCUGUGGCCCCUACCCCCCUCCACACCUAUCUGAUGAUUCAGACUCUGAUGAUUCGGAUCCUGAAAGGGGGCCAAGGGUCCUCAACGGCCAUUUCGGCAGGCCCAUCCAUAUGUUGCAUGUUGACAGUCGAAACUGACACACAGGAGAUGUCUUCACCAUAAAUUCUUCACCGUUCAGUUUUAAGUCGCAUUCAUAACUCAAAUUGGUUGUUAUGAGAGGAGUUUUGGAGCAGCUUCGAUAAACCAUUCAUUGAAAUGGUUGGCUAAAGCAUUUACAUCAUUAUGUACAGGUAAGACAAACUGAUCAAAUGGUGUUUUGGGUGUGUUAGUUAAUUCUCGCAUUGCAUUCCAAAUUCCUUUAACACUAUUGCCAUGAUUAUUUGUUUUGUCUAAAUAGUAUUGCGAUUUUGAAUCUUUCAAGAGUUUCUCAUAUGUCUGAUUACAACUUUUAAAAAACCUUAAUAUUUUAUGUCAUUUUCUAAAAUUAUUUGAAGAGCACUCACCCUGUUCCUGAGUCAAUCCAAUACCAGGAUAAUCCAAGGAGGUUUCUUGCUUUUCGCAGCUCGCUUUUUAAUCUUCAGAGGAAAAUGGAAAUUUAAUCUGCUUUGUAUUAUCUGAGAAAAUAUAUCCCACUUUUUGUUUACGUCGACACUAUUAUAUAUUUCGUUCCAUGAUGCCGAGUUUAGAUCUUGCAGAAAACUAUUUAUAUGUGAGUCAGAAAAACACUCUAAUCAAUUUUGGACUUAUGACCGAUAUUGAUAUUGAGUGAAAAGAGGGCAUUGUUGCCGUUUGUGGUCAGAAAAAAGUGCAUCAAUAAUUUUAGACUGAAAGUUCACAUCUGUUUUAAUGAAAAUAUUGUCCAAACAUGAUUUGGAGUCAUUAUUAUUAUUGACGGAUACGGCUGCUUCCCAAAUUACUUAAAAUUAUCAGAUAUAGAGACUCAACUAGAAAGAAAAAUAAGAAAUGUUGCUUAAAGCUACCACUUUCAGAGAAAUGCUUAAAAGUGAUUUAUCUCAAAAUCGGCAAGCUGAAAUCUGUCGGCAACGUCCUUAAAUAUUUACCCCGACUUUUUUUUUAACCUUGCACAAAAAAAUUGCUAAAGCUUCAGUUAAAGUCUCUAAGCAUGUUCUGUGAUACACGAUAUUAUCAAUAGACGCAUUUUUUGAGCUAAAACGUGACAACGACUGCCUAAAUGGAUUUGGAUGGCCUAAUAUUCCCUAACUUUGAUAUUAUGGAUAAACAUCUGAAGCGUAACUAGUAGGAUUCUAAUUUUGUUAAGAAUAUUAGAGAACGUUUUAUGUUGUAUUAUAUCCUAGAAUAUUAUCAUUUUCACUUCUCGGUAUCAUAAAAAAUAGGACUUUACAUAUAACAAGCCAAAUUUGCAGAAGAUCUUUAUAAAGGAUGUUUUAAAAAUGGUGUCAGUAAUAAUUUUGAAACGGAAAAUACGUUGAACAGUAUUCCUAUAGGCAUGAACCUUCCUUGCCAGAAUGCAGGGUAUUUUGACACCUCCAAAAAUAUUCACUAUGCCACUGACUUUUUAGGAACACCAGUUGGCAUCCUUUAAACUAAGAAAUUCAAUUUUAUUUUGUAUUAAUUCUCUCCUUUGAUAAAUUUUUAUCAGAUCCGUUUAAGAACAUGUAGAACCGUUCUUCUUAACAAGCACUCUAACGCUGGUGAGGUUUUACAGCGAAAAUGGUAUGUAGCAUGAUAGAGGUGUGCCGUUAGUGAUCUAGAAAAUGCUAUUCACGAUCAUAGUGGCACAUUUAACGUAUUUUAUCAUUUAUGUUUAUAGGAACUUUUCAUAUUAUUUACGGACGUUAUGGAUUGUUGGAUGUGUAGAGGUAGAGAGUUUGAUAAUAUAAAUAUUUUAUUCAACAUCUUUGAAUUUGGACGUUUGUUGGCGGAUACAAGAUAUAAACAAACAUGGACCGUUGGAGUCUGGAUCAUAAUGAGGACAUCUCCUGUGUCCAGUGUAGUUAUUGUUAACUAGAGUUAGGCUAGAUGUUGUAAACAAUUCUGUGUAUGUUCAUACAUAUUUUGUAUAUAUUGUAUAUAUUAAGAUGUCCCGUCAAACGUAGUGAUAUGAAAAAGAAGAAUUUUACCAAACAUGAAACAUGUUAUUAGAACAUUCGAUUACACAUUGCUUUUUUGAACAAAAGUAAAAGUAUUCUAGUCAGAAAUUGCUGUAUACCAUAUAUAUAUACAGAAGCAUCAAGAUAUGACUGGCAUGUAUUAUAAAAAAUGUUUUAAUGCUUCGUAGUUGAUGUAUCGGAUUAAAUCAGAACAUUCCUUUCAAAUGACCUACGUGACCCAGUGAUUUGCUCACUGUAAAUAAGAAAGCAAUAAAUCCAAAAGUAUUUCGAAAAUUCACAUAGUAUCGUAAUAAGCUUUCCGGACUUAUAUCGUUUAUAUCUUAUUUGCCAAAAUGUUGAUGCUUCUCGUACGUUUGCCCUAUAAGGGUGGAAAAUCGUUAAAAGCUUGUUGAUAUUAGGGUAUGCCUAGCAUAUAAAAGCCUUGAAGGUGGAAUUAAAUUAGCCAAUUACUACAUAACGAAAGAUACAAUAAUUACUUGGUAAUAUUCGUGAAUGUUCAUCUGUCAUCUUCUUAUUUCUUAGCACACUGCAACAAACACAGAAUGAGUGCUAUAAGAAGACCGUGAUACAAAAAAAUAUUGAUGAAUUUUUGUUACUUUAAAUUUACAAUAUAAUUUCUGGAAGACAGAUGGAAUGCACAUCUAAAUGGAUAAGGAAGCUUUCCUAUCUGAUCAUAAGAAAAACAAAAACCAUAAAACCGGGAAUCCGAUAGUUAAGGACAUAGUAGCAUAAUUUCGAAUGGUCCUCUUGGGAUAUCCGUUGAGAAAGCAUUAUAAUUCACUCCAAAAAGCUUACAUUUUAUCACUUGCGAUCACAUCGUAUUAAAACCCAAUGACAAUUAUCUACACAGAACUUUAAAUAUUCGCAAAUAUGCUUAAAUCAACUCCUUACUUCCUGAUACUAAUACUGCUAUAGGCUAACGUCUCUAUCUGCUAACUGCUUUGGCCCGGUCUUAACUUUUAGUUAGCUAUGAAAAAGCGUUUUUUAAUAUCAUGUUUAUAGUAAAACGGUAAUUAACUUCAAUCAGAAGAUCAUCUAUGAGUUAAAUAAAAAGGCUGUAAUUGAAUAGCAAUACCUAACUUUUGUUGUCACAGACUUGUGACAUUUAUUCAAAAAUUCACAAAUUCAUAUCAAUUUAUCGAUAAAUAUAAAUAAAAGCUAAAAUAUCUUAUUGAAUUAUGACGUGAAAGCGUAUAGCAGAUACGAAGAGGCUUAAAAGCAAAAAAUAAUCCGGCAUCGGCCGAAUUACUUUGACGAAUUUGACGACCUGGAUUUCCUUGCAAAAUUUCGUCUUACAAAAAGGACUGUAGAAACAAAACUUUUCUCUUUCCAGCUGAAGACCUGUAUUUGUGUGUCGUACGUUAUACAUUUAAUACCUAAAAGGUGGCAAACACGAUAUUCAACAGAUAUUUACAAACUUAAUUGUAUUUUAAGCGUAUUUUUUGACCUACACACAAUUUCCAUAAUCCCGCCUGUCGCGUCCACUACUAAACAUUUGUACAAGCAAAUACGUAUGACGGUAUGAAGAAGACACAGACGUCGAGUACUCCAAACGCCCAUAACACGAUAUCCAAGAACCGCAUAUGAAGAGUUGCAACAUAAAUAUAGUAUAAUGAACUUCUGGUAAGUUAACUGGCGCUGUCAAAAUACCUUAAAAAGGCAUUUACAGGCAAUUUCCUGGUUAUUUUUAACUAACCAAAAAGUUAUCUUGCUAUUAAAAAACCAAGGCUCAAGGUGGCUGUAAAAACCUUGGGUCUAAACAUAGACUUAUCAAUAGCCCAGUCAAACUGUAUUAAUUGUUCACUGUAUUCUGAAGAAAAUGAGUCACUUGCUUUUAAUUCUCUGCAUUCAAAUCAAUUAUUUGGAACAAUUAGCGCUCUUUAAUCUAUUGCGCUUAACAGAAGUUCAAAAUGUAUACAGGUAAUUAUUAUUUAGAUUUGUAAAAUAAAGUGAACAAGAGUAAAGAGACCACAAUAUGUCGCAAAAUAAACAGAAGUUAACUCAAAAGGCUUUUGAUGAAAAAUAUUCCCAACGACGUUGUUUAAAUGACCUGCUGCUAUGCCCUUAAAUUUAUUUAUACGAGAACUGCUAUCAAUUUGAAAAGAACAUUUUGAAUUUUUAUUUUAUACACUAUUCUGUGUUUGUUGUUGAAAUGUUAUCUGGUUUUGAGGUUAUUAUCAUGUGUAAUACGUGUAUAGAAGUCAUCCCUGUAAUAAUAAUUGUGUGCCUCUAUAACUUUUAUAAGAAGCAUAACUACCAAUAAAGCGGAAAACUACUUAAGAAUCCAAGAAAAAGUAUUGCCAAAUUCGUUGUGAUAAUGUUUGAUUCAGUUGGUUUACUUCGAGUGUAUCGUAUAGCAUUGAUCAUCUGUUGUAAAUCUAACCUGCUUUGGGGCUUCUGAAUAAGUUGAAUAUCUAAGUACAAGUUUAAGGUACUUACGAGUGGUAUCUCAGAAGAAUUAGUAUUAUUUUUAUUUACAGUUGUCCAGUGAGCUUUCAAAGCUUACGUGUGUACUUACAAUGUUGACGGAGAUGACAACGGUGACAACUUAUUCAGUAAUCGCGAAGUAGGAUUAGAAUUUACCAUUACGAUAUCUAUUGUACACAUCCGCAUUCACAGAAUAUUUAGAAAUCAAAUUUUUCGGUCUUAACAAUUAAUGCACCUAAAAAAUUCUUACUACAGUGCACACAAACAUCUAGAAUUUCUAUAUUUUUGAUGUAAUAUUUAUAGUAUCGUGUUUUUCAAUAUGCCUCCCUAUAUGGAAACCUUUACUACUAAUGUUAUAAAAUAUUUUGUAUAUCUCAAAUGAUUUACUCCAUUGUUAGUAAAAAGGUAUGCUAUGAGUUUUUUUUUAAUCAGAUCUCAUACAUCAACGAUACUAUAUCAAACGGUGUAUCCAGAACCACUGAUACAAGAUCAUUAAUUCAAAUGUAGUCUACAAAAUUUUGAUUGUGUAAUGGUAGAACAAUAGCUGUGGUACAUUUCUGAUAAACAUUGGUUGUAAACAUCUUGCCACUGAUUUUCCUGCAGGUAAGAAGAUUCCUUUUAUUUGAAUUAUGUGAUCCUUUUAACAACCAGAUCAUGGUAAAGAAAGAUGACAUACCAAAGUUUCGGAAUCGAAAGAAAUGAAGGUUUAUAAAUCAUACAUUUAACGAAUUAUUCAUUUCCAUCCUAUUCAGUACCUGUUUAGGUUUAAAAGAGAUUUAAGCUUACAAAACGUAAACCAAGCAGUACUAGGAUAUUCUUAUGCAUAAGUACAAUACUCUUCCAUCGACUGAAAAUAGUUUUUUCCACUAAAGUGUUGCUGUAAAAUUUGUUCAUUGAACAAUUUUUAUUCUAUUGUCAUGAUCGAAAUCCAUACUUUCUGCAUAUGUCACUCAUAACAAACAGAAGCAUGUUUCUGCAUGUCAAAUGUUGCAAACUUAUAAAUCGAUCAAUAUUGUCAGAAAAUGUUUAGGAUAUUUUCCGGCUACAAUAUUGCGGAAGGAAAGAAGAAGGGUGAUUGAACUUUUGGUUUGUACAGAGCAUAUCCACAAAAACUGAGCUACUUGAUAAAGGAAGGAUACUUCAAAGAAUUGCGAGGUCCAUCAAGAACGUCAACAUAACCUCCUUACCCUAUACAAAUAAGAACCCUGCUCCAUGAUAUCAAUUCAAUUUGAUACCUUUAUUUUAUAUAGAAUAAUAUUACCUUUGGCUUACAUAUAAACAAUGAAAACCAACAAUAUGUUGCUUCUAUAUACAUUCAAAAUACGUACUUCUUAGGAAAGGGGUGAAAUACGAGGAGGAGGAUAGGGGUAGGUUAAAACUUUCUUACAAGGUAUAACUAGAGAGAUUGUGGAAAAACGUUGCUGUUUUGCUGACCUUGAGCAGUUCAAAUAUUGAAUUAACAAGGUAUCAUGAACAUUUUGCGCAAAGUAUGGUUUUCGGUUCAGAAAUCUAAGAUGUCGUUAAAGGUUAUUGCAACCAAUGUAAUAUUCGAAUCUCAAAAAUAAUUACUCUGGGUUUUAUUAUCAACAUAAGGUUUGCUCAGUUUAUUCCGUGAUAUGAGGGUACGCAUGCGCAUCUGUGUUUUUAAGAUUAGGGUCUUUUUGUUAUCAUGCUAAAGCAUAUAAAACUAGGUGGUGUCUUUCAAGAAAGCGAAGAUGAGCUUAUAAGUCUUACGAUAAAUAAACAUUUGUUAUUCUCUAAAAUGUAUAAAUAAAACUUCUCAAACAGGAAGUCUACUUAAAGCUACUAUAAGACUGUUCACUUUGAUUCUAAUAUUAGCAUCAUUAAGUUAUAAAUGUUUAAAACACAAAUACUUUGAAAUUAACGACUGUGCGAGGCAGGCUAGAUUAUAUGAUAUGAUCACUCUUCUAUCACUUAUAUGUCAAGAUAACACAAAUAUGGAAUCACAAUAAGCGAAAGGUUAUGCAAUCGGUCCUGAACAGCGUUUUUCGAAAAGCUCCCUCUUCGCAAUUGAUUUUCGGCGCAAUGAAAUUGUCGCAUGAAUUCUAUAUUUUAACGUAAAAAAACACUUGAGUUUAAAGAUAGCGGAUAAGCGUUAUUUUGGAACAUGCUUGUGAAUGGAAUAGGGGGUCGCACGAUACCUCAUUUUCAAGCUACUUAUCAUUGCUUUGUAAGCCUAAACUACAAGAGCGGUUCAAUAAGUACCCGUGUUAGAAAUGAAAACAUCAUUUUCUGAAAUAUUUCUUUUUAUUUUUCAACAUAUCCCCCUUUUAGAAAGAUACACUUUUCUCACCGUUCCUGAAAUUUUUAGCGCAUUCCGAGUUUCAGCCUGCUUACUCGAUCCAUUCAAAAAAUAAGUGGAGAGAAGGACUUUUUCAAAAGCACUGUAUGUGUACUUUCCUAAUACCACAGAAAAAUGUUUUGAUGUUACCUCAAAAGUAAGCUCCAUUUAUUGAAAGAUAUUCUAAUCGUACGUCAAAAAGCUCAUCUAUGCUUUUAAAUAGUUUUUUGAGCAUUACAAUAUUAGUUUGUUGUUCCUCUGGAAAUGAUAUGUGAUUGGAUUGUUCACGUAUAAGUAAAUAGAUUGUAAUACUAUCAAACGAAGUAAGACUGUUGUUCUGGUAAAGAAUUCUAAAUUCUUUAUGUAGAAUGUAGGGAGAGGGAUUAUUAUGUACUUAUUUAGGAAUAAAACGUUCAUGAUGCAAAGAAA